Closterium sp. Naga37s-1 is the source of this 11111-nucleotide messenger RNA. The record is from the annotation of a GenBank genome assembly. Lineage: Eukaryota; Viridiplantae; Streptophyta; Zygnematophyceae; Desmidiales; Closteriaceae.
AGGACAUCGACAUCGGGCAUGUGCUACUGGAGGCGCGCACGCGAUGGCUCAAGCCCGUCGAGGUGUGCAACAUCCUGCAGAACUUCCGCAAGUACGAGUUCCAGCUCAACCAGGAACCGCCCGCCAAGCCGCCAAGCGGGUCGCUGUUCCUGUUCGAUCGGAAGGUGGUGCGAUACUUCCGCCGCGACGGACACGUGUGGCGCAAAAAGAAGGACGGCAAGACCGUUCGCGAGGCGCACGAGAAACUCAAGGCGGGGAGCGUGGACAUUCUGCACUGCUACUACGCGCACGCGGAGAGCGACGACCGCUUCCAGCGCCGCUGCUACUGGCUGCUCGACGGGGAGAACGAGAACAUUGUUCUGGUGCAUUACCGUGAAGUGGCUCAGGGCACGGGGCGGGCGCAGCAGUCUCCUAGGCACAGCACAGUGGACUCCAUGCCAAUCUAUGCCGCCCAGGGCCCCGACAUGAGCGUCGACGACCUCUCCGCGUCCGUGGGCGGCGGGGUGAGCGGUAUGGGCGGCGGCGGAGCUCGCAGCGGGGGCAUGGCGCUAAUGGGCGGGGGAAGCAGCGCAGCUGGCGCGGGUAUAGGCAGCGCCAGCGCCGCUGGUGGCGGUGCUGGUGGCGUUGGGGGUGUUGGGGGUGUGGGUGGGAUGGGCAUGCAUACCCCCUCCACCAGUCGCUCUGGCAGCGGCCGCAUGAUAGGGCUUCCCUACUCUUCCAGUUCCGCCUCUGUGGGCGGAGCUGCUGGGGGCGGGGCGGGCGGCGGCGGAGCUGGCAUGGGGGCGGGCGGAAGGGGCGGGGGCGCGUUUUCCAUGGAUAUUCCCGCGUCCCCCAGCCACGGGAACGAGUACUGCUCGUCGAACGCAGGCGGGAACGAGUCCGGGGCGUUCGUGGGCGGGGGGAGGCGCGGGGAGGAGGGCGAGGAGGAUGAGUAUGAGAGCGGUUCCGAGCGGUUUGGUGAGGAGGGGGAUUCGGCUCUGAACUGGACGCAGCUGGAUAUGCAAGCCGACUCAAAGCAGCAGGUGGCGGGGGGGAUGACGGAUUUCAUGGGGGCCUGUCGUCGCACGGAAGCCUGGGUGUCCCGGGGCCGGCUGAUCCCCUCUUGCAGCAGGUGGGUCUCAUUUCCCCUCUCCUCUCCCUCUCCCCAUUCUUCCCUCCCCGUGCACACACCCCCCUUCUCCCUGCGCUCACCUCCCGUCUCUCCCGUUCCCUCUCAUACCCAUUGUUCAGAACAACCAACAGCAGCAGCUCUUGAGGCUGCUGGAGCAGCAUCAGUUUUGAGACGCCUCAGAACAAACAACCAGCAGCAGCAGCUCUCGAGGCUGCUGGAGCAGCACCAGCAGCAGCAACAGCAGCAGCAUCAGCAGCAGCAGCGGGACAUGCAGUCGCUCCUGCGAGACACAGUGGUGCUGGACGAGCUCAUCAAGGCGUCGGGCCUCGCAGUGGUGCUGGACGAGCUCAUCAAGGCGUCGGGCCUCGCAGUGGUGCUGGACGAGCUCAUCAAGGCGUCGGGCCUCGCAGUGGUGCUGGACGAGCUCAUCAAGGCGUCGGGCCUCGCAGUGGUGCUGGACGAGCUCAUCAAGGCGUCGGGCCUCGCAGUGGUGCUGGACGAGCUCAUCAAGGCGUCGGGCCUCGCAGUGGUGCUGGACGAGCUCAUCAAGGCGUCGGGCCUCGCAGUGGUGCUGGACGAGCUCAUCAAGGCGUCGGGCCUCGCAGUGGUGCUGGACGAGCUCAUCAAGGCGUCGGGCCUCGCAGUGGUGCUGGACGAGCUCAUCAAGGCGUCGGGCCUCGCAGUGGUGCUGGACGAGCUCAUCAAGGCGUCGGGCCUCGCAGUGGUGCUGGACGAGCUCAUCAAGGCGUCGGGCCUCGCAGUGGUGCUGGACGAGCUCAUCAAGGCGUCGGGCCUCGCAGUGGUGCUGGACGAGCUCAUCAAGGCGUCGGGCCUCGCAGUGGUGCUGGACGAGCUCAUCAAGGCGUCGGGCCUCGCAGUGGUGCUGGACGAGCUCAUCAAGGCGUCGGGCCUCGCAGUGGUGCUGGACGAGCUCAUCAAGGCGUCGGGCCUCGCAGUGGUGCUGGACGAGCUCAUCAAGGCGUCGGGCCUCGCAGUGGUGCUGGACGAGCUCAUCAAGGCGUCGGGCCUCGCAGUGGUGCUGGACGAGCUCAUCAAGGCGUCGGGCCUCGCAGUGGUGCUGGACGAGCUCAUCAAGGCGUCGGGCCUCGCAGUGGUGCUGGACGAGCUCAUCAAGGCGUCGGGCCUCGCAGUGGUGCUGGACGAGCUCAUCAAGGCGUCGGGCCUCGCAGUGGUGCUGGACGAGCUCAUCAAGGCGUCGGGCCUCGCAGUGGUGCUGGACGAGCUCAUCAAGGCGUCGGGCCUCGCAGUGGUGCUGGACGAGCUCAUCAAGGCGUCGGGCCUCGCAGUGGUGCUGGACGAGCUCAUCAAGGCGUCGGGCCUCGCAGUGGUGCUGGACGAGCUCAUCAAGGCGUCGGGCCUCGCAGUGGUGCUGGACGAGCUCAUCAAGGCGUCGGGCCUCGCAGUGGUGCUGGACGAGCUCAUCAAGGCGUCGGGCCUCGCAGUGGUGCUGGACGAGCUCAUCAAGGCGUCGGGCCUCGCAGUGGUGCUGGACGAGCUCAUCAAGGCGUCGGGCCUCGCAGUGGUGCUGGACGAGCUCAUCAAGGCGUCGGGCCUCGCAGUGGUGCUGGACGAGCUCAUCAAGGCGUCGGGCCUCGCAGUGGUGCUGGACGAGCUCAUCAAGGCGUCGGGCCUCGCAGUGGUGCUGGACGAGCUCAUCAAGGCGUCGGGCCUCGCAGUGGUGCUGGACGAGCUCAUCAAGGCGUCGGGCCUCGCAGUGGUGCUGGACGAGCUCAUCAAGGCGUCGGGCCUCGCAGUGGUGCUGGACGAGCUCAUCAAGGCGUCGGGCCUCGCAGUGGUGCUGGACGAGCUCAUCAAGGCGUCGGGCCUCGCAGUGGUGCUGGACGAGCUCAUCAAGGCGUCGGGCCUCGCAGUGGUGCUGGACGAGCUCAUCAAGGCGUCGGGCCUCGCAGUGGUGCUGGACGAGCUCAUCAAGGCGUCGGGCCUCGCAGUGGUGCUGGACGAGCUCAUCAAGGCGUCGGGCCUCGCAGUGGUGCUGGACGAGCUCAUCAAGGCGUCGGGCCUCGCAGUGGUGCUGGACGAGCUCAUCAAGGCGUCGGGCCUCGCAGUGGUGCUGGACGAGCUCAUCAAGGCGUCGGGCCUCGCAGUGGUGCUGGACGAGCUCAUCAAGGCGUCGGGCCUCGCAGUGGUGCUGGACGAGCUCAUCAAGGCGUCGGGCCUCGCAGUGGUGCUGGACGAGCUCAUCAAGGCGUCGGGCCUCGCAGUGGUGCUGGACGAGCUCAUCAAGGCGUCGGGCCUCGCAGUGGUGCUGGACGAGCUCAUCAAGGCGUCGGGCCUCGCAGUGGUGCUGGACGAGCUCAUCAAGGCGUCGGGCCUCGCAGUGGUGCUGGACGAGCUCAUCAAGGCGUCGGGCCUCGCAGUGGUGCUGGACGAGCUCAUCAAGGCGUCGGGCCUCGCAGUGGUGCUGGACGAGCUCAUCAAGGCGUCGGGCCUCGCAGUGGUGCUGGACGAGCUCAUCAAGGCGUCGGGCCUCGCAGUGGUGCUGGACGAGCUCAUCAAGGCGUCGGGCCUCGCAGUGGUGCUGGACGAGCUCAUCAAGGCGUCGGGCCUCGCAGUGGUGCUGGACGAGCUCAUCAAGGCGUCGGGCCUCGCAGUGGUGCUGGACGAGCUCAUCAAGGCGUCGGGCCUCGCAGUGGUGCUGGACGAGCUCAUCAAGGCGUCGGGCCUCGCAGUGGUGCUGGACGAGCUCAUCAAGGCGUCGGGCCUCGCAGUGGUGCUGGACGAGCUCAUCAAGGCGUCGGGCCUCGCAGUGGUGCUGGACGAGCUCAUCAAGGCGUCGGGCCUCGCAGUGGUGCUGGACGAGCUCAUCAAGGCGUCGGGCCUCGCAGUGGUGCUGGACGAGCUCAUCAAGGCGUCGGGCCUCGCAGUGGUGCUGGACGAGCUCAUCAAGGCGUCGGGCCUCGCAGUGGUGCUGGACGAGCUCAUCAAGGCGUCGGGCCUCGCAGUGGUGCUGGACGAGCUCAUCAAGGCGUCGGGCCUCGCAGUGGUGCUGGACGAGCUCAUCAAGGCGUCGGGCCUCGCAGUGGUGCUGGACGAGCUCAUCAAGGCGUCGGGCCUCGCAGUGGUGCUGGACGAGCUCAUCAAGGCGUCGGGCCUCGCAGUGGUGCUGGACGAGCUCAUCAAGGCGUCGGGCCUCGCAGUGGUGCUGGACGAGCUCAUCAAGGCGUCGGGCCUCGCAGUGGUGCUGGACGAGCUCAUCAAGGCGUCGGGCCUCGCAGUGGUGCUGGACGAGCUCAUCAAGGCGUCGGGCCUCGCAGUGGUGCUGGACGAGCUCAUCAAGGCGUCGGGCCUCGCAGUGGUGCUGGACGAGCUCAUCAAGGCGUCGGGCCUCGCAGUGGUGCUGGACGAGCUCAUCAAGGCGUCGGGCCUCGCAGUGGUGCUGGACGAGCUCAUCAAGGCGUCGGGCCUCGCAGUGGUGCUGGACGAGCUCAUCAAGGCGUCGGGCCUCGCAGUGGUGCUGGACGAGCUCAUCAAGGCGUCGGGCCUCGCAGUGGUGCUGGACGAGCUCAUCAAGGCGUCGGGCCUCGCAGUGGUGCUGGACGAGCUCAUCAAGGCGUCGGGCCUCGCAGUGGUGCUGGACGAGCUCAUCAAGGCGUCGGGCCUCGCAGUGGUGCUGGACGAGCUCAUCAAGGCGUCGGGCCUCGCAGUGGUGCUGGACGAGCUCAUCAAGGCGUCGGGCCUCGCAGUGGUGCUGGACGAGCUCAUCAAGGCGUCGGGCCUCGCAGUGGUGCUGGACGAGCUCAUCAAGGCGUCGGGCCUCGCAGUGGUGCUGGACGAGCUCAUCAAGGCGUCGGGCCUCGCAGUGGUGCUGGACGAGCUCAUCAAGGCGUCGGGCCUCGCAGUGGUGCUGGACGAGCUCAUCAAGGCGUCGGGCCUCGCAGUGGUGCUGGACGAGCUCAUCAAGGCGUCGGGCCUCGCAGUGGUGCUGGACGAGCUCAUCAAGGCGUCGGGCCUCGCAGUGGUGCUGGACGAGCUCAUCAAGGCGUCGGGCCUCGCAGUGGUGCUGGACGAGCUCAUCAAGGCGUCGGGCCUCGCAGUGGUGCUGGACGAGCUCAUCAAGGCGUCGGGCCUCGCAGUGGUGCUGGACGAGCUCAUCAAGGCGUCGGGCCUCGCAGUGGUGCUGGACGAGCUCAUCAAGGCGUCGGGCCUCGCAGUGGUGCUGGACGAGCUCAUCAAGGCGUCGGGCCUCGCAGUGGUGCUGGACGAGCUCAUCAAGGCGUCGGGCCUCGCAGUGGUGCUGGACGAGCUCAUCAAGGCGUCGGGCCUCGCAGUGGUGCUGGACGAGCUCAUCAAGGCGUCGGGCCUCGCAGUGGUGCUGGACGAGCUCAUCAAGGCGUCGGGCCUCGCAGUGGUGCUGGACGAGCUCAUCAAGGCGUCGGGCCUCGCAGUGGUGCUGGACGAGCUCAUCAAGGCGUCGGGCCUCGCAGUGGUGCUGGACGAGCUCAUCAAGGCGUCGGGCCUCGCAGUGGUGCUGGACGAGCUCAUCAAGGCGUCGGGCCUCGCAGUGGUGCUGGACGAGCUCAUCAAGGCGUCGGGCCUCGCAGUGGUGCUGGACGAGCUCAUCAAGGCGUCGGGCCUCGCAGUGGUGCUGGACGAGCUCAUCAAGGCGUCGGGCCUCGCAGUGGUGCUGGACGAGCUCAUCAAGGCGUCGGGCCUCGCAGUGGUGCUGGACGAGCUCAUCAAGGCGUCGGGCCUCGCAGUGGUGCUGGACGAGCUCAUCAAGGCGUCGGGCCUCGCAGUGGUGCUGGACGAGCUCAUCAAGGCGUCGGGCCUCGCAGUGGUGCUGGACGAGCUCAUCAAGGCGUCGGGCCUCGCAGUGGUGCUGGACGAGCUCAUCAAGGCGUCGGGCCUCGCAGUGGUGCUGGACGAGCUCAUCAAGGCGUCGGGCCUCGCAGUGGUGCUGGACGAGCUCAUCAAGGCGUCGGGCCUCGCAGUGGUGCUGGACGAGCUCAUCAAGGCGUCGGGCCUCGCAGUGGUGCUGGACGAGCUCAUCAAGGCGUCGGGCCUCGCAGUGGUGCUGGACGAGCUCAUCAAGGCGUCGGGCCUCGCAGUGGUGCUGGACGAGCUCAUCAAGGCGUCGGGCCUCGCAGUGGUGCUGGACGAGCUCAUCAAGGCGUCGGGCCUCGCAGUGGUGCUGGACGAGCUCAUCAAGGCGUCGGGCCUCGCAGUGGUGCUGGACGAGCUCAUCAAGGCGUCGGGCCUCGCAGUGGUGCUGGACGAGCUCAUCAAGGCGUCGGGCCUCGCAGUGGUGCUGGACGAGCUCAUCAAGGCGUCGGGCCUCGCAGUGGUGCUGGACGAGCUCAUCAAGGCGUCGGGCCUCGCAGUGGUGCUGGACGAGCUCAUCAAGGCGUCGGGCCUCGCAGUGGUGCUGGACGAGCUCAUCAAGGCGUCGGGCCUCGCAGUGGUGCUGGACGAGCUCAUCAAGGCGUCGGGCCUCGCAGUGGUGCUGGACGAGCUCAUCAAGGCGUCGGGCCUCGCAGUGGUGCUGGACGAGCUCAUCAAGGCGUCGGGCCUCGCAGUGGUGCUGGACGAGCUCAUCAAGGCGUCGGGCCUCGCAGUGGUGCUGGACGAGCUCAUCAAGGCGUCGGGCCUCGCAGUGGUGCUGGACGAGCUCAUCAAGGCGUCGGGCCUCGCAGUGGUGCUGGACGAGCUCAUCAAGGCGUCGGGCCUCGCAGUGGUGCUGGACGAGCUCAUCAAGGCGUCGGGCCUCGCAGUGGUGCUGGACGAGCUCAUCAAGGCGUCGGGCCUCGCAGUGGUGCUGGACGAGCUCAUCAAGGCGUCGGGCCUCGCAGUGGUGCUGGACGAGCUCAUCAAGGCGUCGGGCCUCGCAGGUACUGCUGCUGCUGCUACUGCUGCUGCGGUGCGCUUCACCUUUUCCCUUCCCUCUCCCCAAUUCCUCCCUCUCCUCCCCUGUCAUUCUCUUCCCCAACCGGCCCUCCCCAUUCCCACCCACCAGUCAUCCCUCCUCCUUCAGACCCUCCCUCUCAACGAGGCAGGGAGAGAAGCAGCCUUCAGCGGAGGCGGCGCCUCCGGCUCCCCCCGAGCCAUCGCUGCCGCCACCGCCGCCGCAGCUGCCGCCAUAGCUGCCGCCGCAGCUCCGGCCGUACCUCCCGAGAGCUGGCUCGGCGCGUACCCGCCGGAGCUCCGAAGCUCGGGAGGCUCGGGGCGGCCGGGGUUCUCGAAUAUGUUUGAUGAGAUGCAGACGGACGGGGCUAACAGGAGCCUGUCUGGGUUCCCCCUGCCGCCCAGUGGCAGCAGCAUGCCUAAGAGUGGGAGCAUCCCUCAGAGCGGCAGCAUGCCUAACGAACCUGCAAUGUUUCGGAAGCUGGACAGCUUUGGAGAGUGGAUCGAGGAGGUUUAUAAAGGGGAUGGUGGUGCUGGAGGCGGUGGGGGAGCAGGCGGGGAUGGGGCGGGGGUGGGAGAGGACGCGGUUAUGGGGGGUGGUACCUUUCCUCUCUCUGCAUCUGGAGCUGGUGGUGGCAGUGACGCGUUUGACGUUAGAAUCCAAGCCAUGCGGCGAUCUGCCCCAACGCCCUCCCCUCUCUCCUCCCCCGAGCCGUUCCCCUCCUCCCCCACCUCUUCCGGUAUGGUCUCCCCCUCGUUUGGAGGCGCUGAGACGGGGCUGGAAAGGCAGGAGGUGAGUUUCAAGCUGGGGGUGAAGGAGGAGGCGGGAGGGGACGGGGAGGAGGAGCAUGGUGUAGGUCUAGGAGGCAGCAAGUAUGACCUGUCGUUCAUGGGUGCGUCUCCCAUGCUCCCUCUGGGAAGCACCGCUCCUGCUGCUGCUGCUAGUGGUGGUGAUGGGGUGUCUGGAGUGGGGGCAGGAGGAGCAGGGGGAGGAGGAUGGGGAGGGGGAGGGAGCGUGGGGGGAGGAGGAUGGGGAGGGGGAGGGAGCGUGGGGGGAGGAGGAUGGGGAGGGGGAGGGAGCGUGGGGGGAGGAUGGGGAGGGGGAGGGAGCGUGGGGGGAGGAGCAGGAGCAGGGUUGGGGGCGAGGAGGGGGAUAGGCGGCGGGAUGCUGUCGAUGGGGGGCAUGGGGUCGGUGGCAGCAGCAGACUCGCCGCGCCCCAUGGUGACCUUCUCCAUUGCCGACUAUGCUCCCACCUCUGCUGCCACCAUGGGGGGCGUCAAGGUGCUGCUAGCAGGCUCUGUCCAUGAUCCGCGAGGGUCCCCAAGCCCCCACACGCGCUGCUCCCCCCGUGGCAGCCUUAGCGGGGGCGGGGGCAGUUUCGGUGCUGGGGGGGGUCUUGGGGGGGGCGGGCUUGGGGGGACCGGCAGCGGGAGUUUCGGCCGAGGGGACACGGUGUGGGGCGUGCGGUGGGGGGUGACGUUUGGAGAGGUGGAGGUGGAAGCUGAGCAGGUUGUGCACGGUGUACUGCGGUGCGUGGCUCCCAUUCACAAGCAGGGCCGGGUUAGCCUGCGUGUCACCUGCACCCCUGCUGCUGCUGUGACUGCUCCUGCGGGUGAGGGUGAGGGUGGUGGGACCGUGAGUGUGGACAAUGGGGGGAGUGCAGAUGCAAUGAAUCAGGACAUGGCUGUAGCAGGAGGGGGUGUGGCGGCGGGGGUUGGAGCAGCAGGAGGAGGGGUAGGAGGGGAGGGAGGCAAGGCGAUGAAGAGAGUGCCGUGUAGCCCUCCCGUUCCCUUCGACUUCCUCCCGCCUUGGCAAUCCUUCAAAAAGAGCCUGGCUCUGGAUCGAAACAGAACCAUUGGCAAGAGCAGUCUUGGUGGUGCUGCUGCUGCUGCUGCUGCUGCUGCUGGUGGGGGUGCUGAUGGGGAUGGUGGCAGGCCGAGUCUCCCCCGUUUGUUUCUCUCCGAACGCACUCUGCUCUCCCACCUCCUCUGCUUCAUCUCCCGCAUCAACCGCGCCAGCCUGGCGGACGUCAGCGCUGACUGGGCGUGGGUGGAUGAGGCGCUCGCGUCCACGUCAGCAGCAUGCCCGGAUGAAGCGGAGUGGAGGGGCAGGGUGGAUGGGAACAGGGGGGAGGACGUGGCGGGGAGGGAGGGAAUGGGGGUGGAUAGAGAGGAGGAAGAGGAUGGGGAGGAGGAUGAUGAGGAGAGAGAGAUGAGCAUGUGGGGGUAUGGGAGUGAUGAGGAGGACGCUGACGAGUAUGCUCUCAGGCUGCAAUGUCAAGGGGGGGCUGAUACAGAGAGAGGAGGAGUGGGAGGGGGAGGAGGAGGAGUGGAGGGAGGAGUGGCGGGGGUCCAGGGGAGUCCAGUGCGGUUGGAAGGCGUGCUGCUGCAGGCACUGAUGCGGAAGCAUCUGGGCCGUUGGUUGGCGCUGAACAGCGAUGCAGCGAGGGAGGCGGGCAGGAGGGGCAUGGGGCUGGGGCUGGGGCAUCUGGUGGCGGCACUGGGGUGGCCGUGGGCUGUGCCUCUGCUCAUGGCUGUGGGCAUCCCACCCACCACACGGGCAUCUCAGCAUGUGGUGGCGUUCGUUGCGGCGGGGGCCAGCGCGUCUCUCCUAGCACGAGUGGGCGGGGCGGAGCGUACAGCAGCAGACGCGGCAUCAGCAUGCGACCACACGGGCAUCGCAGCAUGUCUAGCAGAGUCGGAGGCAAUGGUGGUGGCGCUGGUGGCAGCGGGAGCCAACUCUUCUCUCCUCGCUCGAGUGGGAGGGGCCGAGCGCACAGCAGUAGACACAGCAUCCGCGUGCGGGCACACGGGCAUCGCGGCGGAAGCAAUGGUGGUGGCACUGGUGGCAGCGGGCACCAACUCCUCUCUCCUAGCUCGAGUGGGAGGGGCGGAGCGCACAGCAGCCGACACCGCAUCAUCAUGCGGGCACACGGGCAUCGCGGCGUAUCUAGCAGAGUCGUCUCUCAAUGCCUCCCUCUCCUCCAUGACCAUUCAGGACCAGCACCAGCUGGCCACCGACCCCUCUCUGCUCCAAUCCGCCGCUGCUGCCGGUCACGCAGCCGUGGCCGCUGCAGCAGCGGGUGCCAGCAAUGGUGCCAGUGCUGGUGCUGCUGCUGCUGGUGCCGCUGCAGGUGGUCUCCCAGGGGCGGCCCGUCCCGCUUCCGUCGCUGCGUCGCCGGACAUGCAAGAAACGCUGGAUGCGAUCCGAAGGACGGCACAAGCUGCAGCGUUGAUCCAGGAGCGGUUCAGGAAGCACUCAGAGCGAAGGCGCCAGCAGCAGGAGGAGGAGGAGGAGCUUCGCGAGCAGGAGAGAGCAGUGGCUGCUGCAGCAGAGGCAGCGGCAGGGCUGGGGAUUGGUGGGGAUGAUGAGUUGGAUGAGGAGGAGGCGAGAAUGCUGGUUGCGGCGCGGAAGAUUCAGAACGCGUUCCGAGGGCACAAGACCUUCAAGCAGUCGGAGGCGGCGCGGAGCAUUCAGAGGCGGUUCCGCACGUGGAAGCACCGCAGGGAUUUUCUACGCAUGCGCCAGCGCGUGAUCAAGAUUCAGGCGCAUGUGAAGGGGCACAUCCAGCGAGUAAAGUACAAGAAGAUGAAGUGGGGCCUGGGGAUCAUCGCCAAGGCGGUCCUGCGCUGGCGGUUCCGCCGCAACGGCGUGCGGGGGCUCCGAGCCCAGCAGGGAGAUUGCCACUCCGAUGCGGAUGGUGCGCUGUACGGGAGUGAGGGUGGGGAGGUGGGGGGUGGGGAUGGGGAGGAGAGAGAGGUGAGUCUGGCGGUGAGCCGCAUGCAGGCCAUGGCGCAUUCUGUGGAGGGUCGGGCGCAGUAUUCUAGGAUGAAACAGGCUCAGAUUGACAUGCAGCAGCAGAUUCAAUUGCAGCAGAUGCAGAUGCAACAGCAGCAGCAGCAGCAGCAGCAGCAGCAGCAGAUGCAGCAACAGCAGAUGCAGCAGCAGCAGAUGUUGAUGCAGCAGCAGGCGCAGGAGCAGCAGCAGUAUACUGGCAUGUCCAGUUUCUCUAGCCAACAGCAACAGCAGCAGCAGCAGCAAGUGCCUGACCUUUUGCAGCAAGCUCACCUGUUAACGCAGCAGCAGCAAGGGUCAGAGCAGCAAUGGAACCAGUGA